Coffea eugenioides is the source of this 654-nucleotide messenger RNA. RefSeq names its product ras-related protein RABA1f-like. The transcript is spliced from 2 exons. Lineage: Eukaryota; Viridiplantae; Streptophyta; Magnoliopsida; Gentianales; Rubiaceae. The record is from RefSeq and is a predicted model, not a curated record. Gene Ontology annotation, molecular function: GTPase activity; GTP binding. Gene Ontology annotation, cellular component: endosome. The coding region runs from base 1 to 654 and encodes 217 amino acids.
AUGGGGGCAUAUAGGGCUGAUGAAGAUUAUGAUUACCUAUUCAAGGUGGUGCUAAUAGGGGACUCAGGUGUCGGAAAAUCGAACCUCUUGUCUCGUUUCACCCGCAAUGAAUUUAGUCAAGAAUCCAAGUCCACCAUUGGCGUUGAGUUUGCCACCCGCAGCAUUCAGGUUGAUGACAAAAUCGUUAAGGCUCAGAUUUGGGACACUGCCGGCCAAGAAAGGUAUCGUGCCAUCACAAGUGCAUACUAUCGAGGAGCUGUUGGUGCUCUAAUUGUCUAUGAUGUUACCCGUCAUGUGACAUUCGAAAAUGUGGAGAGAUGGCUUAAGGAGCUUCGGGAUCAUACAGACGUGAACAUUGUGAUCAUGCUCGUUGGAAACAAGGCAGACCUGCGUCACCUGCGAGCUGUUCCUACUGGAGAUGCGACAGCUUUUGCAGAGAGGGAGAAGACCUUCUUCAUGGAAACUUCAGCUCUUGAGGCCCUUAAUGUUGAAAAUGCCUUCACGGAAGUGCUGACACAAAUCUACCAUGUUGUUAGCAGAAAGGCUCUUGACAUUGGAGAUGAUCCUGCAGCUUUGCCUAGAGGACAAACUAUAAACAUUGGAACCAAAGAUGAUGUAUCAGCUGUCAAGAAAGCUGGUUGUUGUUCUGGUUAA